This is a messenger RNA of Bubalus bubalis (water buffalo), 1947 nucleotides long. Its product is annotated as natural killer cells antigen CD94. Bases 227 to 799 code for a protein of 190 amino acids. The record is from RefSeq and is a predicted model, not a curated record. Lineage: Eukaryota; Metazoa; Chordata; Mammalia; Artiodactyla; Bovidae. Gene Ontology annotation, biological process: positive regulation of natural killer cell mediated cytotoxicity; stimulatory C-type lectin receptor signaling pathway. The transcript is spliced from 7 exons.
GCAUUUUAGAAGAUAGCGAUUUUACUGCUUCUUGUUCAUACUACACAUCCUUGUCUCAUCAGCAGAAGAUACAAGCACAUGUUGAUUCACAGUUUUUCUUUUUUAAAAUUUCUUCACAACUUUUGGGAUUUUGGUAGCCUCCAGCUUAGCUCCAUGGACUAACCUCACUAUCCUUGAACAAGCAUCCACAGUGCCUUAUCUGCAUCGACAUUAGACAACAUCUCACAUGGCAGCUUUUCAGACCACCGCAUGGAGGUUGAUCUCUGGGGUCUUAGGAGUAAUAUGCCUUGUGUUGAUGGCUGCUUUGGGAGUUCUGUUAAAAAAUUCACCUACUAAACAAAGUGUUCAGCCUGGACCCUCCUCAGAUCUUCAGGAAGAAUAUAAUCUCCAUGAAGAAGAAGAGUCAUGUCUGGGUUGUUCAGGAUCUGGCUGCUAUUCUUGCCAAGAAAAGUGGAUUGGCUACCAAUGCAACUGUUAUUUCGUUUCUAAUGAAUUGAAAACAUGGAAAGACAGUAGGGAUUUUUGUGUUUCUCAUAAUUCCAGUCUACUUCAGAUACAAAUCAGAAAUGAACUGGCUUUUAUGAAGUUCAGUACCAGUUUUUACUGGAUUGGGCUUUCUUACGAUGAAGAACAUCAUGCCUGGUUGUGGGAGGACAAUUCUACUCUCUCCUGGGAUCUACUUCCUUUCCCUAAAUCUGUAAAUCCAAAGAACUGCAUUAUGUAUAGCCCAAGAGGAAGGAUUUUGGAUGGACACUGUGAAAAGAAGUCUCGUUAUAUCUGUAAACAACAGCUUAUUUAGAUGUUUCUUGGGGCACAAGUGUUGUGCAAUGGAGAUUCAGUAUUACUUAGAAUGGUUACAAAUUAUAUUACCUACCUCUGGGAUCUUUAAAAUUUCCCAAAUUGUGUUUUAUCAAUCAUAUACUUUUCAUGUAUUUGAAAAUAUAUAUUUAAAUUUUUUAUCAUUAUGCAAUUGGUAUAUAACAUUAUGUUAGUUUUAGGUAUACAACAUAACAAUAACUAAAACAAUAUGCCUAAUUCAUCAACAUAUAUAGUUACAAUUUAAAAUUUUGCCCUGUGUUUUUAAGUUGAUGAAAUUUGUGUACCUACACCUGAAAUUAUAGAGUCAAGAUAAAUAAUUUAAUGAAUGUUCAAUGUAUAUGGUAUGGAUUUAACAAUUUAUGCAUCUAUUUUUGGAAAUUCUCUCUGCUGAAAUUUAAAUAAAACUUAAUUCAGGCCAAACAAUAUAUAUUAACAUCAUAUUAGUUCUUUGUAUGGUAUGCUAAAUUGAAAAGUCCCAUCCUCAUCUUUUUUCCCUCUGAAAGUAAAAAUAAUUUCAGUGUUUGUUUUAAGUUUUUGGUGUAUAUCUAUUCAUCUAUAUGUUCUAAUUUAGACCUGAAAGUGCUAUAUAAUAAUUCCUUCAUAUGUAUCACAAGGGUUAAGUAACACAUUUGUGUGUCUUAUCUUGAUGCUACCAAGUUCUGCAGAACAAUUGGAAAGUUAUAUCCAAGUAUGUGAUCUUACAAGAUUGCCUUCACAUUUUCCAAGGGGAAGGGAAACCCAAGAUCUGAUCACAUGAAUAUACAGUCUUUUGUUUUGUUUUGUUUUGUUUUUUCAAGUAUCUUUCUUGCCUUAUGCUUAUCUGACAGUAAAAAAAGCCACUCUUACAUGGGCAUUUAAGAUUUCAAUUUCUGAUCAAUCCCCAAAAUCUUUUCCUAAAUGGCAUGUGAUAAAAUACUGGACAUUUAGUAUUUAAGAGGACAGGGAGCAAGCAGGCUUUUUUAUUGAAGGGUUUCUGAGUGGGUCAGUGAAGGGAAGGGCACAUGAUGAGUCAUGAUGCUUGUGACCUGAAUAGAUUUUUUCCCACCUCAGAAAUAUCAAAACCCAAUUCCCUCUUUUAAAAAAUAACUGUUGAAUAUACAUCUAAAGAAAUUUGUACUGACAUCUCUA